CAACUCUAAUGUUUUAAUUGGAAACAGAAGAGGUAAUAGUGAUAUGAGUGGUGUUUGUGGUUUAUGAUUAAUUACACUAAUUUUAGAUGGAAAAUACAGAUGAAAAUCACUGGAAAUACUGUCCUCAUUUAACUGUAUCUUUGACACAGUAGACCUUUAUUGUUUAAAAAUGGAUUAUAGUUAGGAUCUGAAAUUACUUUCAACUUUUAGAGUAAGAGACAAAUUCUUAAAUUAUGGCGUCUGCAAAAGUUGCCAAAGUGAAACGUUCUACUGCACCGAAAGAGCCACAAGAGCAGAAAUGCAAGGAUUACGAUGUGUUGACAACCUUAGGGACUGGUACUUUUGGACGAGUAGUGCUGACUAGACAUAAAGAAAACAAGGAUUACUUUGCUCUAAAAAUGAUGCGAAUCACAGAAGUCAUACGAUUAAAACAGAUUGAACAUGUCAAAAACGAAAAAGAAAUUCUUGCUCAAAUAGCUCAUCCAUUUAUUGUUAAUAUGCUGUGGGCAUACCAUGAUAACACAUAUCUAUACAUGCUCUUGGAGUUUGUGCCAGGAGGAGAGUUAUUCUCAUAUCUCAGGAACUAUGGACGUUUUAAUAAUUCAUGGUCGAACUUUUAUGCCUGUGAAAUUGUGUCAGCUUUAGACUAUUUACAUACCAAGAACAUUGUGUAUCGGGAUUUGAAACCAGAAAAUUUAUUACUGGAUAGAGAAGGACAUUUAAAGAUUACAGAUUUUGGUUUUGCAAAGAAACUAGAAGAUAGAACGUGGACAUUGUGUGGUACACCUGAAUACCUUGCUCCAGAAAUCAUACAGUCAAGGGGACAUAACAAGGCUGUCGACUGGUGGUCUUUAGGAAUAUUAAUAUAUGAAAUGCUUGUAGGUUAUCCACCAUUCUUUGAUGAAAAUACUUUCAAGAUUUAUGAGAAGAUUUUGGAGGGAAAAAUAGAAUGGCCCAGACAUUUAGACCCUGUAGCUAAAGAUCUUAUAAAGAAGCUAUUAGUCCAGGACAGAACAAAGCGACUGGGUAACAUGAAGAAUGGGACAGAAGAUUGUAAAAGACAUAAAUGGUUUAAGAAUAUUGUUUGGGAAGAAGUGGUGGCCAGGAAAUUAACGCCCCCUGUUGUUCCAAAGUUAUCUCAUGCUGGUGACACUAAGAACUUUGAUGAAUAUCCAGAAACUGACAUUAACUCCGUACCAGCAGCUACAGAAGCUGAAAUAGAACCGUUCCAAGAAUUCUGAUCUCGCCUGGUACUCGUAGAAUAAUAUGGACAGUGGCAGCAAUUUAUUAUGUCCAUUAUAAGUGGUCAUACAUCUGUGUCCAUUGUUAGUGGUCAUACAUCUAUGUCCAUUGUUAGUGGCAUUUGUGUCCAUUGUUAGUGGUCAUACAUCUAGGCAAUUCAAAUGGAAUUAUAAUUUUCUGUGACAUCAAUUUUUUGAAGGAUUUCUUUGGUAUUCCAAUGUGCAUGCUAUUCAUUGAUAUUCUCAAUAUAGAGUUUAUAAUGUGACCCUUAUUUAGACAAUCAGGAUUAUGGAAUAGAAACAGAAUAUCAAUGACCUAUUCCAGUUGUCUUUGGAAAAAAUAUGCUUUCAGCUACUCUUCAAAUUUUUAGAAUGCAAAAAUUUGAAAGAAGAAAUGAUGGUAUAGGAAUUAAAGCAUAUUUUUCUGGAUGUCAGCAGUUUUCAAAUUCAAAACAACCAGUGAUUAUAAUGCAAACACUUCAUUUAUUUUAAUUAGCUGUGUAGAGUCCCCUUGUAAGUUGUCAAGAAGGUUAAGAUAUUUUAUGUCUUUAUAUCUUUAAUAUCAGACAAAAAGAAAUGUUAUAAUAUUGUUACCUGGCAACCUGAUUUUACUCUUUACCAUGUUUAUAGGAUAUUUUUAAUGAUUUUUUAAUAUUUUCGUCUGUUUUAAGACCUUUCUAAGUUGGAUCCAUUUUUGUAUGAAUUUUGCAAUUUUUUCUCAUAAAAUAUCUGGACUUUUGUCUUAUGCUUACAAGAUUAAUUUAAAAACAUGAACUUGACCGACAAAAAAAAUGGGCUCAUCCCUUUAGGUUAUGCUUACAAUAUUAAUUUAGAAACAUGUGCACUUAAAUUUAUGUUGGACAUUGAUUUUUCUUAUUUAUAUAAAAACAAUAAAAGUCUGUGAAUUUUCUAAUUCGUAAUUAGAAACACAAAUAUUAUUACUGCAUCAAUCUAAGUUCCAUUAAUACCUUUAUGUUCGAAUUAGAGCUUAUAUCUUAUAAGGAUGCUAAAUUUUUGUAAAAUGUUAAUUGGUUUCCGAAAAUAAAUCAAAUGAUUGCCAUUUAUAUGUUAGAGUGAAUAUGGCCAUCAAAUCUGUGAUUCUUAAAUUUUUUAUAUUUUAUAAAAGAUGUAGUCUGUAGACACUGGAAUGAAUCUAAUAAUAACAUGAAUUCCAUUAAUUUGAGUUUGUUAUAUUAUCAUUAUAUAUAUCAUAUGUGUUUUGAAUGUGAAAGAGCUUUAAAGACAAUGUAUGAUCCAGCCUAGUUAUAGUUUUUUUGUGAAAAAGAUUAUUUAAAAGUUUUGUUUUGUCAGUGUGAAUGAUUUCAUUGAUGAAUAAUCUCUGUGAAGAUCCUAUUUUAGAUAACUUUUACUAAUUUUAUAUUUAAUAUUGGUUCAUCCAUAUUUUGAAUAUAAUAUAUAGCUUAUUUAUUUGUUUUUAUAUCCCUUCAUAGUGCUACUUUAAGUAUUAAAAACAUGUGAAGUCUGUCAUCAAUUUAGUGGCAGAUGUGAAGUCUAUCAUCAAUUUAGUGGCAGAUGUGAAGUCUGUCAUCAAUUUAGUGGUAUAUGGUCUAGGCACUUGUCAAUUGUUUGUAUUUUAUUGCUGGGUUGCUGUCUCCUCUUAUUUUCACAUGUAUUGUGCGUACACAUAGUUACUUACCAAUGAAGAUUAAGAUGUGUUCUUCACUAUUCUUUCUUUCUUGUAAACUUCAGGAAUCAUUUUCAAUAACUCUACAAAUCCUCUGUUUUUACCGUUUAUAUAAAUGUACAUAGACUGAUAUAUUUAUAAAAUCUUUAUUAUUUUGUGCCAAUGAUUGGUUGUAUUGUUUUAAAUCUCAAUUUUUAAAUAUUAUUUUAACCAAAUAUUGUUUUUUGAUAUUUUCUACUUAAAAUAAUAUAAAUAUGUGAUAUUUUUUCUGAAUUUUUUAUAUAAAUAGACAAAGAGAGAUUAAAAGUUGUGAUCAAAAAUCCUUAGAACAAUAAGAAUAGUUUGGCUUGUAUUGUAACUUUGUGUUUAUUUUCCUCGGUUACCCUUGAUGGUGAAUGAGGGACUGUUUUUUGAUAGCAUUAUUUUAUACUAAAUACCUCUUUUAAUAUGAAGAACAUUUGUGUUUGGUGAGAAGUAGACAGUCUUUUUACUCUCAGUAGUAAAUUAUGUUAAAUUCUAGACAAGCUUUAGUUUUUUAAAUUUACAGUUUAUUUGAAGUACUGUCAGGAUUUUGGAGGUUGUGUCGACAUUAGAAAACUUAAUAUACAAUGAGGAGAUGACUCCAUUUAUACUAAUGUUGUAAGAGAGAUAACUCUUGUGAUAUUAAUAAAACAGUGUUGCAUAUUUACUUAAUUUAAAAUUCCUUGUUUAUUAAAGCUUUAAGCAUAAAUAGAAAAUAUACACUCAA
This is a messenger RNA of Mytilus trossulus (common blue mussel), 3634 nucleotides long. RefSeq names its product cAMP-dependent protein kinase catalytic subunit PRKX-like. Gene Ontology annotation, molecular function: cAMP-dependent protein kinase activity; ATP binding. The transcript is spliced from 8 exons. The record is from RefSeq and is a predicted model, not a curated record. Bases 234 to 1241 code for a protein of 335 amino acids. NCBI's taxonomy places the organism in Eukaryota, Metazoa, Mollusca, Bivalvia, Mytilida, Mytilidae. Gene Ontology annotation, biological process: intein-mediated protein splicing; peptidyl-serine phosphorylation; signal transduction. Gene Ontology annotation, cellular component: cytosol; cAMP-dependent protein kinase complex.